UAUUCUGAAACACAUGUUAGGAACAGGAUAUCCGAUGUUUAAUGAGCAAAUUAUGUACAAUUAUAUUUUAGUAAAUAUUGGGAAAGAUGCAUCAGAGAGGACGCUUAUUUUUCCCAUGUGGUUAGAUGAAUCAUGGAAUGAGACGCCGUACUUUGAAAUAGAGUAUGUGAUACAGGCUCUCAGCUCAUUCCAGGCUGGCAUUAGUUUCCUCUGUUUCGACAAUAUCUUCUGCAUCAUGUGUCUGCACGCAGCUGGUCAAUUUCGCAUAUUACAGUACAGGAUGACCAAUAUUCACGAAGUGCAAAAUGCACCUGAAGAUAAUAAAAAUGUAAAUAAAAACGUGUUGUAUUUAUCGGAGAUUUGUUUAGGCGCGUUUAGAGAUUGCAUUCGGCAACAUCAAGCCCUCAUUGAUUUCUGCAAAUUGAUCGAUGAAGUGUUCAGAGAGAUUAUGCUUAUGCAAGUGUUAAUUUUUAGCAUGUUAAUGUGUUUGACUGGAUAUCAAACAUUUUUGGUUAGUAUACAUCCUGAAAACCUUUUAUGUUGCAGUAGCAUGACUCAUGCAAGUGUAAGCGUUACUUCAGCAGUGUAUGCAUCCCCAUGGACGGAUCUGUCCAUGGAUAAAUUUGGAAAAAUGAUACGAAAAGAUGUGCAGUUUGUCAUUAUGAGAUCGUCACGAGCUUGUCACAUCAAUGCUUGGCGAUUUUUUCCUAUUUCCCUUGAAACAUUUACUAAGAUAAUGAGCACCGCAAUGUCCUAUUUCACGAUAUUGAGACAAAAUACAUUGGAUACAGCAAAUACAUAA
Messenger RNA from Osmia lignaria (orchard mason bee), 802 nucleotides. Lineage: Eukaryota; Metazoa; Arthropoda; Insecta; Hymenoptera; Megachilidae. The record is from RefSeq and is a predicted model, not a curated record.